Molecule: messenger RNA, 1575 nt
Organism: Penicillium canariense
Lineage: Eukaryota; Fungi; Ascomycota; Eurotiomycetes; Eurotiales; Aspergillaceae
Product: MCT family MFS transporter
Exons: 2
Coding region: 1-1575 (524 amino acids)
Biological process (GO): transmembrane transport
Cellular component (GO): fungal-type vacuole membrane
Molecular function (GO): transmembrane transporter activity
Source: RefSeq, a predicted model, not a curated record
AUGUCUACCGAGGCCCGGCCCACUAGCAGCAGCACAUCAGACGCAGCUGGUGAUCAUGACCAUGGCCUCCUUUUCAACCAUCACGCCAGCGAGAGUAUCGUAGCGACGGCUAUCGAGACUCAAACUUUCACCACGGACUGCGAGAAGACUGCCCAACUGGAAACAGAGAAGAGCACGACAAAAGUGGCCGAUUUCGAGAAGCAGGCACAGACAAACUCGGCCAACCAUACCUCAGAACAGCAGCCAGUUACCGUUGCCGAUCGUCAUGAUCUCUACCGAACGGCAUCUACCAUUGCCCCGUCGCAUAGGUCUGUCCGUAGAGAUCCUCUGACUCAAGUGACCACAGACGCCGAAGGCAACAUUUACCCCGAAGGCGGUCUUGACGCAUGGCUGGUGGUGUUGGGCAGCUUCCUCGGUCUCUUUGGAUCGCUAGGACUUGUCAACACCAUUGGCACUUUUCAGGCAUAUAUCGAGAGCCACCAGCUGAAAGAUUACAGCUCCGGUAGCAUUGGGUGGAUCUUUGGCAUGUACGCCUUCCUGACCUUCUUCUGCGGUGUGCAGAUCGGCCCUAUUUUCGAUGCCCGUGGCCCCCGCCUCCUGGUCUUUGCUGGUUCAGUGUGUGAGAUGGCCAUGAUCAUUCUUCUUGGAUUCUGUACCAAAUACUGGCAUUUCAUGCUAGUCAUCGGUGUUCUCGGUGGAGUUGGGGCCUCUCUCAUCUUCACCCCGGCUGUCUCGGCGAUUGGCCACUACUUCUACGCGAGACGAGGCCUCGCGACAGGAAUCGCAGCUACGGGUGGCUCAAUUGGAGGCAUUGCAUUCCCCCUCAUUCUUGAAGCCUUGUUCCCUAAAAUCGGAUGGGGUUGGGCUACUCGCGUGGUGGCAUUGAUUUGUUUGAUUGCCUUGGGGGUUGCAAAUCUCCUGAUCAGAUCUCGAUUGCCGCAAAAGCCGUUCUCGAAGGAGAAUGUCCUGCCUGAUUUCCGCAUCUUCCGCGACAUCAGAUUCACAUUGACGACCGCAAGUGUGUUCUUCAUUGAGUGGGGUCUCUUCAUUCCCAUCAGUUACAUCUCCUCGUACGCCCUUGACCACGGCUUUUCAACCAAUUUCUCCUACCAGAUUCUGGCCAUCCUGAACGUAGGUUCGUUCUUCGGCAGAUCGCUCCCGGGAUUCUUCGCAGAUUUCCUGGGCCGGUUCAACACUCUGAUCGCUACCGUGGCUCUGUGCGUGCUGUGCAAUGCGUGCCUUUGGCUUCCUGCCGGCGAUAGCCUGGCCUUAUUAGUCAUCUAUGCUCUCCUCUUUGGUUUCUCUAGCGGUAGCAAUAUCAGCUUGACGCCUGUCUGCGUCGGACAGCUGUGUAAGACUGAGAACUAUGGUCGCUAUUACGCAACUGCCUACACCAUUGUGAGCUUUGGUACUCUUACCGGUAUACCCAUUGCUGGCGAAAUCCUGACUCGCUGUAAUGGACAAUACUGGGGUCUCAUUGCUUUUACUACCGUCUGCUACGCCUUUGGUCUAGCCUGUUGCACAGCUGUCAAGGUUGUCGAAGUCGGCUGGCGUCGCCCCUUGGCUAUCUACUAG